GGAAGCUGAGCUGCACUAAAAGAGAACCCCACACAGCUCACCGGAUCUGUCUUUUACAACGCAACAGCUCACGGCUCAAUUCGACAAACAUCAACAGAAUCUGCGUACUCCGUAUAGGCUGAAUAUGUCCGAUACCAAAGACAGCGCACCGUCCGGGUGCCCUGUCCCCCACGACACACCGUCCAGCAGCGAGGCAGCAUGCCCCGUCGACCACACCCAGCGGAAAACAUGGAUGUCGACCUUAACCGGCAAGACCGACGACAAGCCCCUGCCGCCGACGGCAAAGGAGAGCGUAGUCCCGAAAGACCCCAGCAUAGAACUCGCUCAGGACCGCGAGAUAUCGUCGAUUCCGCGCGCGGAUGCGUUCAGCGCAUACAAUGGUGGCGAAGGCGGACAUGGCGGCGCUAUCCGCGGCACGUCGAAAUGGGUCUAUCCUUCCGAGGAGAUGUUUUACAAGGCUAUGAAGCGGAAAAAUUGGGAUCCGGAGGCAGCGGAUAUGAGGGUGGUCGUGCCGAUCCAUAACGCGGUCAACGAGCGCGCGUGGAACGAGAUUCUGCAGUGGGAGAGACCUAUGGGCGCGUCAAAAUGCGGUGGACCGAAAUUGGUGUCGUUCAGCGGUGAUGCGAAGAAUAUCAGUCCCAGAGCUCGCUUUAACUCUUUACUCGGUUAUUCGCUACCAUUCGACCGUCAUGACUGGAUUGUCGAUCGCUGUGGAACUCGUAUAGAGUACAUCAUUGACUUUUACGCGGGCAAGCCAAAUCCUCAAAACCCCGGCCUUCCGAGUUUUUACCUCGACGUCCGACCCAAGCUUACCUACGAAGGCGCCAAAAUGAGAAUACAGCGGUUCUUUGGCCUCAUCUGAUGAAUUUCGCAGUGGGGACAAUCGGGCUUUUGUUUUAUUUGUAUAUAUGUAAAAGGGAGGCGACCACGAGCAAUAACA
Messenger RNA from Myxozyma melibiosi, 940 nucleotides. RefSeq names its product cytochrome C1 heme lyase. Gene Ontology annotation, biological process: cytochrome c-heme linkage. The record is from RefSeq and is a predicted model, not a curated record. Gene Ontology annotation, cellular component: mitochondrion. The transcript is spliced from 3 exons. Bases 125 to 862 code for a protein of 245 amino acids. Lineage: Eukaryota; Fungi; Ascomycota; Lipomycetes; Lipomycetales; Lipomycetaceae. Gene Ontology annotation, molecular function: holocytochrome-c synthase activity.